Messenger RNA from Talaromyces stipitatus ATCC 10500, 2623 nucleotides. Its product is annotated as RNA binding protein. Gene Ontology annotation, molecular function: mRNA binding. Bases 1 to 1641 code for a protein of 546 amino acids. The record is from RefSeq and is a predicted model, not a curated record. The transcript has a single exon. Lineage: Eukaryota; Fungi; Ascomycota; Eurotiomycetes; Eurotiales; Trichocomaceae.
AUGUCGACCGACGUGUACAACUCCGCUGUUUCCCAGCCUCCCAUGUCCUUGAGCUCAUCCUUCUCCUACCCCUUUUCGCCGAUCGGAACCAGCUCGUCCUUUGAUAGUCUAGGAACAAACGGUAUGCGACUCACUGAAUCCGAUUUGUCGCCUCCCAUGAAUGGUUUUCACCGUAUGGGCAGUGGUGGCGCCGCGAUCUUGAUGCGCAGACUGCCUCAAAAUACCAGUCGAGAAGCACUGCGAAGCAUGUUCCUCUUUGCGAAGGACUUCGUCGAUGCUGACUUCGUUCCAUCCGAAUUACCAGAGGAUGGCAAGUUUCUAAGUGCUAUUGCACGGUUCAACACAGUCGCUGCCGCCGAAGAAGCGCGAGCCAUGUUGGAUGGCAAGCCCAACACGAGCAACGAUGCUAACAUGAUAGUCGAGAUGUUCCCUGGGCCACUUCCAGGCCGCCGUAAUACCAUCGACCAUACCGCCUCCCGUGGUCUUCCAGGGCCUACUGCUCGACAGUCGUCUCGCUUCAACGGCACUUUCCAGACAAUGGCCAACGGUGCUUCUCAGCAACCCAGCGUCAACGAAGCGCUUCCUGCUCCAGACACCAAUUCCCGGCUUCAUAGUCUUUUCUCACCACGAUCCCCCAUAGGUAGUGGACUGGGAGAAUUACCACGUGUAAGCGGCAAGUCAGUCAUCGACCAAGACCUUGACGAAGAGACCGGCGAGCUGCUCAAAGAUCCCGUUGGCUAUGCGCAGAACGGACAUGGGAAUAUGCCCCUCACGCGGCGCUCAACUAAUCCUUCAAUCCCAACCAGCCGUUUUGCCAAUCUAUCGUUAUCCACGAACGUUACAUCACCACCUAUUCAGAAUUACUCCAACGGGACUGCCGGUCGUAUGGGAUUACCGACUCCUGCAAGUGCGAUGCCACCGAACAUGAACGGCAACUCGCCUUUCCAUUAUCCCAACCAGCAUAACCCACGCCAUAGCCUUCCAGCUGCCAAUCCGAACGACUUGAACCCUCCAUGCAACACGCUCUAUGUUGGCAAUCUUCCAGCCGAUACACAGGAAGAAGAGCUCAAAGCUCUCUUUUCUAAGCAGCGUGGUUACAAGAGAUUGUGUUUCCGCAACAAGCAGAAUGGUCCAAUGUGUUUUGUCGAAUUCGAUGAGGUGGCAAUGGCCAGCAAGGCUUUGAACGAGUUGUAUGGCUACAAGCUUUCCAACAGUGUCAAGACAGGUAUCCGCCUGAGUUUUUCGAAGAAUCCUCUUGGCGUACGCAGCGGACAGCCGGGUAGCAGCGUCAACCCUCCAACGCCUCUUAGCCCACAGACGCCCAUACAUGGCGGCGCUGGUAUCGGUCCCCUGCCGAAUGCCAUGUUCUCUACAGCCAGUGGUCCUCCACCAGGCUUGUCUGCCCCGCCGGGUCUUGCACUUCCUGUGGGCGCCCGAAAUGGACCUAUUCCACCGCCGAAUUCUCACGCACCAAUGGCCAACGGCAACUCGUUUGGCCCAAACAAUGGACUCGGUAUUCGCGCCAACGGAUUAAGCUCUCUCAAUCCUGUUUCUUUCGGCAAUGGGAUUCCUGGAAACGCUCAGGGGCCCGGUAUGGGCGGCUUCAGCAGUGUCUAUCCCGAUUAUAUGAUGGGUCGAUGAGUGGUCGAACCAACCAUCAUCGUCAUCUUUCUUUAUACAAAUGCAACAUCAUAUUACGGAUCGGUAAUGUCUGGCAUGUUUGAUGAUUUACUGGGUUAUACGGCGCUUGGGGAUAUUGGAAUUUCAAGUUAGAGUCGGUAUCAGGAGGUUUCGUUUCUGCCUCCUUUUGCAUUGCAGCUGAGACGACCAUCAUCCUCUUCAUAUAUUCCCAUUACACUAUCAUCGGUUUCGUUUCGCGCAGCGUUUGUUCAACAUUUGUGUUGUCUGAUUGACAGGGAGUUUCAUCUUUAUCUCAAGACCUGCAUUUUUAUCCUUUUCCCCUCUCAUUCUUCCUUGUCAUAUUUUCUUUAGGCUGCUUCUUAUAAUCAUUUGUCUUUUUUUUUUUGCCUUGCAUUAUUAUGUUUCGCUUUGAAAAUUAUCCAUGGAUUCUGGGUAUGGUCGCCCUUGGAGGAUGUUCUGAAAGAUGGCUUCAUGGUGCUAAUUCUUUUUUUUUUCUUUUCGAAUCUGCCUUGCUCAUGUGAUUCCCCUUUUGCAACAACCGCAUCCAUUCUACGGCGCAUGAGUAACAUGGAUGGAUAAUUUGUAUGGCCAGUUGACCCUCAAGGCUUUGCUUUCAAGUCACUGCCUUGACAUUACAGCAUUGCUUUGAGACUGCGUGUUUUGAUUUCCCCAUUCUAUUUGCAUUUUACAAUCAUCUAUGCUUCCUUCCUUCCACUCUUUUCUUCUCGCGAGAAUGGCUUUCCUGUCCACAUCUUCUGCUGGAUGAUGUACUUCUUUGAAAGUUGAAUCUGUCAAUGUUCUAUUAGGCUUUCUUGUCUUGCAGCACUUACAUAGUAGGUAUUAUUAGCACUUGAUUGACUCAUGUGAAGGCGUUCUUUCAGAUCUGGAAGUUGUGGCUGCAUUAUUACUGAUAACUAUUGUUUUUCAAGCUUGGAUUCCUCUUUGUUUCAUGAUGACCUUGGUAUGAAGUUAGAUCAUUCUU